Molecule: messenger RNA, 1109 nt
Organism: Notodromas monacha
Lineage: Eukaryota; Metazoa; Arthropoda; Ostracoda; Podocopida; Cyprididae
Source: the annotation of a GenBank genome assembly
AGAUUUUUGAAGUAUUUAGGCAUAUUGAUUUAAUGUGAGGUAGUGUCCGCCGCGUGAAUGCGGUUGUUGGUACUUCUGGUGAACAUUCCGCUCCGGUCUACGAGCCGGAUGCGGUGUUUUCAUGAAAGAUGAAUUGUCCACCGGCGACUACUUAUAUCCAUACAAGCAUGAGCUUUCCAGUGCGUGUUCUGCUACUUGACAUACUGUUUCUCAUCCAAGCAUGUGCCGGAGGUUCAUCUUCGUUCGUCGAGAUCAAUUUCAGCGUCGAACCGGAGUCGGCUAUGAUCUUGCCCGACUCAUCAGCUUUAUUGCACUGUGCCCUCGAAGGACGUGCUGCAAAACUUGCGACAAUCAAAUGGAAGAAAGACGGUGAUAUUCUAUCAUCGAAUACUGCCACAACAACAUUGUAUCCGAACGGGUCUCUCGCUGUGUCUGCAUCAUCACGAGUAUAUAGAACAGAGCCAGGACUUCUUGUGGAAGGUGUUUAUCAGUGCCUUGCCAUUAUUCCAUCAGUUGGAAACAUUCUCAGCAAGAAAGCCACCGUGGAUGUGCUCAGUCCGUUGCUGCCUAGUGAUGUCGAACAGACGCAUAAAGUAUACUUUGGGGAAAACAUGCUGUUCCCGUGUAUAGACGAAGAUUCAGGUGUUCUGAGAAAUAUGCAGAAGGACAUUGAAUUGAAUUUCACGUGGUAUCAUGACGGCGACGUCGUCAAAUUCGAUCGAUCUAAAACGAAUCUACUCCAAACAGGUUCUUUGGAGCUCGUGAAUCUCGUCGGUGGCGACAGCGGAGUUUACCAUUGUGAAGUCACACACGCAAAAACCAAUACUCAAAUAUGGCGAGGUGCUAGGAACGUUUUGGAAGUUGAUGAAGAUCCAGUGGAAUCAGUGUAUUCACGUUCGCCAGUGUUUGUAUUGAAACCUGCGGUUGUGACGCGUUCGCGUAUUGGGACCGACGUGAUAUUCGAAUGCGGAGCUAAUGGCUGGCCGAAACCAAAUAUAACUUGGCUCAAGGAAGGCGUAACCAUGGAUUUAACGCAUUCGAAACCCGCGGCGGUCGUUUAUUUUCUUAACUUCGUUUGUAUACGAAGUGACGAAGAAGUCGUUUCUUGA